Molecule: messenger RNA, 1275 nt
Organism: Rhipicephalus sanguineus (brown dog tick)
Lineage: Eukaryota; Metazoa; Arthropoda; Arachnida; Ixodida; Ixodidae
Exons: 3
Coding region: 250-1275 (341 amino acids)
Molecular function (GO): nucleic acid binding
Source: RefSeq, a predicted model, not a curated record
CAUUAUGGGGGUGGUGAAAUACCACACUGUGGAAAGGUUCGCCUCGCCGUGCAGUUAGACAAGCGACACGUUCUGCUGGAGUUCUUCAUAGUAAAGAAGAAGCAAGCAAUUUUGGGCCUCGAGGCUAGUGAGCAACUUGGUCUGGUCAACAGAGUCAACGCGGUGGACAACAGCGACGGAUACGCAAGCCUAAAGCAGACAUAUCCAAGACUAUUCACCGGCAUUGGAAGGACGCGGCGCGAGUACAAAAUGGUGCUUCGAGAGGACGCUGUCCCCGUAGUACAGCCAACCCGGCGCGUGCCUUACGCACUCAGAAAGCCACUCAAGAAAGAGCUCGACCGGAUGUGUGCCGCGAACAUCAUUGAGAAAGUGGAAGAGCCGUCGGACUGGUAUGUUCCAGGCAGCAAAUUAGUUGUUGCUGACACCUUGUCAAGAAUCCCCGCACAGGAACACCCAGGCAAGGGCACAACAGAUGUUGAAGUUCAUGCUGUUGGCGUCCUUACUUCAAGUGUGGGUCCAGCCACCCUCUCCCGUCUGCAGGCAGCAACGGCCAGUGAUGAAACGCUGCAAGAUGUCAUUUUGAGAUUGCAGUCGUCAAUCCCACAUACAAUUUCAAGUCCGCAUUUUCCCAGAUCCAACGGACUCGCCGAGAAGGGCGUCCAAGUGAUCAAGCGCAUUCUGGACAAGACGGAGAGGAGUAAAGAGGAUUUCUAUUUGGGCCUUCUGAACUACAGGGUGUGUCCUCUUGAGGAUGGCCGGUCGCCAUCAGAGCUGCUGAUGGGACGAAGUCUCAGAACGCUGCUUCCAGAUUUCUCAGUGUCACCCCCAAGGCCCGUGCGAAAACAUGUGCAAGCAAAGACCCCAAGAAGGUCACUUGCUCUAUUACAGAAGGGAGACGUCGUCCGCGUUCUCAAUGAUGGUAGAUGGGAAAUAAAAGCACAAGUCCAAGAUCUCGUGGCGCCAAGGUCGUACACCGUUCUGACAGAAGAUGGCCGGGUUUUCCGUCGAAAUAGACAACACCUCCGCAAAACGCCAGAAGCGUUCUGUCGAUUCUCCCAUUACAACGCCGACGACAGCGACGACACCUCCGAUUCAUCUACAAGUGGAGCCAUACCGCAGGGGCCAGAACCUCCGCAGGGUACGCAGGACCGACCGCCAGCCGGCACCUCAGGCUUACCGAACACUGACGACUUCUGCCGACGAUCCACUAGACAACAAAGACUACCAUCUCGCCUGACCUACACUCACGGAUUCCAGCAGAGUGAAACAGCCUAG